AUGUCGUCAUCAAGCACACAAUCUUCCACUACUAAUCCAGCCACCCGUAGUGGUGCCGCGAAUGCUGCUGGUAGCAAGGGACCAAAUAACUCGCAAUCCACUGCAGAGAAGCAAGUCGAGCACACCGAGACUCCAGCUAGAGACCCGAAGUCGAUUGCACCACUUCAAUAUGCCUGGUUUGCAGGGCAUGUUUUCACAGUUGUAGGAACUUUUAUUGAGAUUCUAGCUUACGUCACCUUUCAGGGACAUAGACAAUGGUCCCAAAUUAUUUAUCGAACUACUUUCGUUGUGAUUGUCGCUACAUACGCGAUCAGUUUGAAUCAGAAACUGAAGGGUCAAAUUCCAACUUUCUAUGCACUCCUACCCCUUGAAAGCUUUCAGUACGGUGCGCUGGCCUCCUUAUGGCUUAUCUCUAGAGGUCAUCUUCUGAAGCUAAUUCCUUAUUUUGUAUUUUCUCUUUUGCAGGCUAGUCAUUUUGCUUCUACGAAGCUGAUUGCUGGAACAGCCAAUGCGGAAAAAAUUGAUUCUGAAAUCAACAAGUCUGCUGCAAAGCUAGAGAAAAUUGUUUCAUGGAAUAAUAUCUUCCUUGGUCUGAGAUUAGUCCUGGAUUUUAUUUGUAUUAGGAGUGGGGCUUUCGUUUCUCUUAUUGCGUUCGGUAUCUUCUUCCGACUGAGAGUGGAGUAUUCGCCCGGUGCUGCGGAGACUGUACGUGAGCUCUAUGUACAUGUCGAUAAACUUUUGAGCAACCCCAAAGUUCCUGCCAAAGUUCAAGAUGUCUGGAAGAAAGUUAAAUGGAAUAUCGAGCAUUAUGAGAAACAUGAGUUGAAACCUGCAAAACCUGCAAGCUCUACCUCCACCGCCUCUGAUAACAACAAUAUUGCCUCUAAAAAAUCCAAAGAUCCGCAGAGCGACCUUUUCCUCAACGGGGAUAAGGAUAAAAGACAAAAGUAG
This is a messenger RNA of Sugiyamaella lignohabitans, 951 nucleotides long. RefSeq lists its product as uncharacterized. Gene Ontology annotation, biological process: endoplasmic reticulum tubular network organization; membrane organization. Gene Ontology annotation, cellular component: endoplasmic reticulum; membrane. NCBI's taxonomy places the organism in Eukaryota, Fungi, Ascomycota, Dipodascomycetes, Dipodascales, Trichomonascaceae. The transcript has a single exon. The record is from RefSeq and is a predicted model, not a curated record. Bases 1 to 951 code for a protein of 316 amino acids.